Molecule: messenger RNA, 300 nt
Organism: Cylicostephanus goldi
Lineage: Eukaryota; Metazoa; Nematoda; Chromadorea; Rhabditida; Strongylidae
Source: the annotation of a GenBank genome assembly
AUGACGAGGAGGACUUCCCAUACUCUGCUCUAUGUGCCGGAACAACGCCGAGUCAGCAAUGUGUCCGGCAAUUCCGUUGCCAGUUGUCCUUGUCCAAGCGAAGUCGGCAAAAAAGCCGACUUGGCUCCUCUGCCUCCUCGUUUCAGCCUAAAUCUCAGUCCUACCAAUUCUCGAAGGAAAAGCGUCCAAACUGGAGCCCCGGCUAUCGGUUUUCGUCCGCUGAAAUCUUUCGAACGACGAGCCAGCCAACCGACGCUACAACGAGUACGACAAUGUGACGUUGAUGUAUGCCAAACAUGA